Hemiscyllium ocellatum (epaulette shark) is the source of this 1350-nucleotide messenger RNA. RefSeq names its product gap junction protein beta 8 (gene gjb8). Lineage: Eukaryota; Metazoa; Chordata; Chondrichthyes; Orectolobiformes; Hemiscylliidae. The record is from RefSeq and is a predicted model, not a curated record. The transcript is spliced from 2 exons. The coding region runs from base 100 to 888 and encodes 262 amino acids. Gene Ontology annotation, cellular component: connexin complex. Gene Ontology annotation, biological process: cell communication.
CUCUCAAUGUGUGCGACUGUCUCAGGCUGCUCUAUAAAAGCUCCUGUACGCUCUCUCCUUAAUGCUAUUGCGUCAUUCAGAUCUGACUGAAACCGAAAGAUGAAUUGGGGUCAACUACAUCUCAUUCUCGGAGGGGUCAACAGACACUCCACCAGCAUCGGGAAAAUCUGGCUCUCUGUAAUCUUCGUCUUCCGAAUCAUGAUUCUGGUGGUGGCGGCCGAGAGUGUUUGGGGAGAUGAGCAGUCAGAUUUUGUCUGCAACACCCUGCAGCCCGGCUGCAAGAAUGUGUGCUACGACCAAUUCUUCCCAAUGUCUCACAUUCGUCUCUGGUGCCUGCAAGUGAUUUUUAUCUCCACUCCAGCCCUCUUGGUGUCGCUGCAUGUUGCCUACAAGCAGCACGAAGAGAAGAAAUGUUUGGAGAAACGGCAGGGCUUUCUUAAGAAGGAGGAAGUGGAUGCCCUGAGGAAGCAGAAAAUGCGGAUUGUUGGUGCUUUCUGGUGGACCUAUGUCACCAGCAUUGUCUUUCGCAUCCUGUUCGAGACAGUUUUCACCUACAUGCUGUAUUUCCUAUACGGUGGUUUUCAGAUGGCUCGACUAGUGAAGUGUAGCGCCUCCCCCUGUCCCAACACCGUGGAUUGUUUCAUUUCUAGACCCACCGAGAAGACGGUGUUCAUCAUCUUCAUGACGGUGGUGUCCGGGGUCUGUGGCCUCUUGAAUGUGGCCGAACUGUUUUAUUUGUUGGUGAAAGCUUGUGUGAGGCAGUCCCGCCGCAGGCACCAUCCUCACCAUCUCUCCAGGAGUAGAGAGCACCAACAGAACGAGAUGAAUGAACUCCUGUCCAUUGACGCCAAACAGAAGGCGGCCUUGGAGCUGAGCAAAACCUCCUGAGUCGAGGUUGAUCGGUCAGUGUUAACACCGUGACUUCAACGAUAACGAUUAUAUCGUAGCAAACUGACCGACGUUUUCAGCUGAAUACUUCACUUGGUUUCCAGCCGACACUUUUUUAAAAAUAGCAGGAAGUUGCUCCAAGCGCACACCCGGCACUAAUUUGGCCACACUACCGAUGUUGUCUUCAGAUGUUCUGUCAGGAGUUAGUGCACCGUCAGUGGUGGACAGUGAAACCGCCACAGUUCAAUUGGACUUCACAAUGUAUAUAUCACUGCCAGUGGAUUAACCCUAACCAAUGCACCUUUAAAACCGUGUUGAUACAGUAGUGUAGAGUCACUUAUCGUUGUAUUAAUGAAGUGUUCAGUAUUAAACGCACUGCCCACUCUGUUAUGAAGAAUACUCUGCCUGUGGCCACUGGGUGGCACGCGCUACUACGAAUUCGCGGUUUUCUGUACUUUUUAA